Messenger RNA from Daktulosphaira vitifoliae (grape phylloxera), 3804 nucleotides. Its product is annotated as FERM, ARHGEF and pleckstrin domain-containing protein 1-like. Gene Ontology annotation, molecular function: guanyl-nucleotide exchange factor activity; cytoskeletal protein binding. The transcript has 24 exons. The record is from RefSeq and is a predicted model, not a curated record. Lineage: Eukaryota; Metazoa; Arthropoda; Insecta; Hemiptera; Phylloxeridae. Gene Ontology annotation, cellular component: cytoskeleton. The coding region runs from base 581 to 3754 and encodes 1057 amino acids.
GUCGGCAGGCACACCGUUGUUGUCAUUCCGUAAGAUUGUUGGUGCUCUUUGUGGGCGUCGUGCGUCCGUUCAUCUUCGGCGUUGUACUCGCGAAUCGCGAUGCGUGUCCACAAAUUAAUUGUUCGUGUGAAUAAUUUAUCGUAGUGACAUCAAAUUAUCCAUCGCAAUUUCACCUCUGCCUUGAUAACAAUCCUUAAGUUGCUUUUGUUUACCUCUCUUCUUAGAAAGGUGUAGUUGAGAAGAGUAUUUUUCCUAACUGUGUAUAAUAUCUUUACCUUGGCCGCAAUUAUUAAGGAUAAACGAGUUUUUUUUUAAUUCACUUUAUGAAUUGUUAAUAUAGGCAAGUUGGUAUUUAUUGUACAAUUUCAAGUUUUGACGACAAUCGCACUUAUUAAGAAAAAUCCAAUGUGUUAAAGAUGAAAUAUUUUAGACAUUAUAAUUGUAUAAGCAAUUUUGUCAAUCGUACGGGACCAGUAAAACUGCAUAGAAAAACAUGAUUUUCAGCUGUUCUUUCACAUGUAUUAUUAUUUUAAACAAUUUAGUUUUUUUACUUGUAUAAAUCAACAAAUUAAAUAGUAAAAUGUCUCCGGUGGAAAAAGAACAAACACUCACGUCGAGCUCGAUAGGAAGUUCGUUGAACAAAAUCCCACAUUCACAAUCUACUCCUGGUGUAUCAGGUUCAAAAACUCCACCGACGACGCCUCGUAGAGGCGGAAAAAUGCUCAAUGUACGCGUGCAAAUGCUUGACGACUCUGUUACUCUAUUUCAAGUGCAAAUUAAAGCUGAUGGGUCAGUAUUAUUUGAACAAGUGUGUAAACAGCUUAAUUUGUUAGAAGCCGACUAUUUUGGAUUGGAAUAUCAAGAAGGUUCUACUAAGCAUUGGCUCGAUUUAGAAAAGCCUUUAAAUAAACAAAUAGGACUUUCAUUAGUUGAACCCUUGAUGAGGUUUUGUGUGAAGUUCUACACACCUGAUCCUGCUCAACUCGAAGAGGAAUAUACUAGAUAUUUGUUUUGCCUUCAAGUGAAAAGAGACUUAGCACAGGGGCAUAUGCAAUGUAAUGACAAUACAGCUGCUCUUAUGGCUUCUUACAUUGUACAAGCUGAAUGUGGCGACUAUUCAGCUGAUGAUUAUCCAGACCACACUUAUUUGUCAUCCCACAAAUUUGUUCCUCAUCAAGAUAGAGAAAUGGAAAUUAGAAUUAUGGAAAAUCAUAAAAGACAUAUAGGACAAUCACCAGCAGAAGCAGAUUUAAAUUUACUUGAAACAGCUCGUAGAUGUGAAUUAUAUGGGGUGAAAAUGCAUUCAGCAAAGGAUCCAGAAGGUGUACCAUUAAAUCUUUCUGUAGCUCAUAUGGGUGUAUUAGUGUUUCAAAAUUAUACCAAAAUAAAUACAUUUUCAUGGGCAAAAAUUAGAAAAUUGAGUUUUAAACGUAAAAAGUUUUUAAUAAAGUUGCAUCCUGAAGGAUAUGGUUACUUCAAGGAUAUUGUAGAAUUUAUUUUUGAAACAAGAAAUGAUUGUAAAAGUUUUUGGAAAAAAUGUGUUGAAAAUCACGGAUUUUUUAGAUGUUUUACUGUUAAACGUUUACCUCGACAUAGAACUAAGGUGCUAAGCAGAGGAUCAUCAUUUAGGUAUAGUGGCAAAACACAAAAACAAAUGGUAGAGUUUGUAAGAGAAAAUUUUGUUAAGCGCCAAACAUUCCAAAGGUCUCAAUCAUUUCGACAUACUGGAAUGUCGCAUUCUACUAUAUCAAAUGUUGGUUCCAGUAUUUCAGCACAUCCUUUAUUGCCCCUCGCAAAUUCGGAAGCUACGAGCCUAGCGGGUUCUCUGAGUCCGAACGUAGUCCAUCUCCAAAGAUUAUCUGGGGAGGUAUUGAAUGCUCAAGCUGCACAUCCGACGACAGUGAUGACGACCACUUCGGACAUAACAUCCAUCACUUCGUCCCAGCAUUCGUACAGCGUCAACGAUCCAGGUGAUACACCUGAAGAAGUAGAUUCGCCAUUUAAAAAAAUGAAUGGCUCAACAUCUUGUAUUUCUUCAUCAAUUAUUAAAGAAAAUGGAUUAAUAACAGCUGCGUCUUCUACACCAAAAAAUCAUGUAUCUAAUGGGUCAGUAGGAAAUGUAUGUGAUGACCGUUAUGGAAAUAAUAAUAUUACUUCAAUAAUUUCUACAAAUCGCGAAGAAAAUUCUUUAAAUCAUGUAGCAAUCAAUACGGAGACAAAACGUAAAAGACCGACUGAUAGAGCAUAUUUUAUUACUAAAGAAAUUCUUAUGACUGAACGCACUUAUAGAAAAGAUUUAGAAGUUAUUAAUUUUUGGUUACGUGAUGAAAUGAGUAAGGAAGAUGAUGAAAUAGGACAUAUUGAAGCUGUGAAUAUGUUAUUAAAUUUAAUUGAUCCGAUUUAUGAUGCACACUCUUUGUUUUUAAAAGAUGUUGAAAUGAGGUUGAAUAAUUGGGAUCCACCAUGUAUUGCAGAUGUUUUGUUAGAACAUUUUAAAAAUUUAAAUUUGUAUGACCAUUAUUUGGAUGAACAUUUGACAGUACUUGAAAAAAUUGACCGUGCCUACCGUACCAAUAAGAAAUUUGAAAUAUUUUAUAAAGAUUUUGAAAUGGAGAAAGUGUGUUAUUUACCUCUCUCUGCAUUCAUUUUAAAACCUCUUCAAAGAUUACUACAUUAUUCUCAUCUUUUGGAAAAAUUAAUAAGGCAUUAUGGUCCUUCACAUUUUGAUUAUAACAAUUGCCUAGAAGCAAGGAAUAUGUUAUUAAAAGUCACUAAAAGAUUACCCAGUGCACUUAGGAAAUCUGAAAAUUUUGUACAGUUGUGUGAACUUGAAAGAGAUAUGGUUGGAAUUGAUACACUUCAUAUUCCUGAUCGAGAGUUUAUUAGACAAGGAUGCUUGACAAAAUUUUCGCAAAGAAAAGGUUACCAACAGCGCAUGUUUUUUCUGAUGUCUGAUAUGUUGUUUUAUACGGCAAGGGUUGGCCACAUGUUCCGCAUUCAUGGCCAGGUGCCUCUCAAUGAUCUGGUUGUUGAAGAAAGAACUGACAAUCCAACACAAUAUUCAUUUUCUAUUUAUUCAAACAAUAAGGUUAUCACUAUUGCGGCCAGUAGUCAAGAAGAAAAAGAUAAAUGGUUGGAGGAUAUUGCGUGUAGUGUACAGAAGUAUAAAGGAGAAUGUACUACUAAUAUUGAACCAUCAAAUAUUUACCUGAGUUUAAAAUCGUGUAAUUCAUCUGAUGAUAUGAUGAGUAAUAAUGGUGAUUGUAAUGGUGAUUUAUCUGAGAUAAACAAUAAAACACCAAAUACUGCACAAAGAAACAAUACAACUGUUCAUGUCUGCUGGCAUAGAAAUACAAGUAUUGGGAUGGCUGAUCACUUGAAGGCCAUCGAGAAUCAAUUAAGUGGAUUUUUGCUUCGUAAAUUUAAAAAUAGUAAUGGUUGGCAGAAGUUAUGGGUUGUUUUUACAAAUUUUUGUUUAUUUUUUUACAAAUCUUUUCAAGAUGAUUCUCCAUUAGCAAGCCUACCUUUAUUGGGAUACAGUAUAUCCAAACCAAAUGAAAAAGACUCUAUUCAAAAAGACUUUGUUUUUAAAUUACAAUUUAAAAGUCACAUAUAUUUUUUUAGAGCUGAAAGUGAAUAUACAUUUGGAAGAUGGAUGGAAGUUAUUGGAAGUGCAACCCAACAUUCAGGUCGUAUGAGACUGUUUAGUCGCAAAGAUAGUGAAAACAAUUACACUGAUUUAAUAGUCAAGUAAAAUUUGUAAUCAAAAUUUUUAAUUUGUGAGAUAAUAUUUUAGUAAAUUAA